This is a messenger RNA of Hydra vulgaris (swiftwater hydra), 863 nucleotides long. Its product is annotated as protein lifeguard 4. The record is from RefSeq and is a predicted model, not a curated record. NCBI's taxonomy places the organism in Eukaryota, Metazoa, Cnidaria, Hydrozoa, Anthoathecata, Hydridae. Gene Ontology annotation, biological process: negative regulation of apoptotic process.
GGAAAUCCCCAUUCUCUGUUUCAAAAACAUUACGUCGCGUUGUGUUUGUAUGUUGAUUUAAAAAUGGUUGAUAUAGAAGGAAGUUUUUCUAAAAACGAACGAGAUGAUUUUUACUCUGUUACAGUUGCUCAGUCUUCAUUGCAAGUUCGACUUGGUUUCAUUAGAAAGGUGUAUGGAAUCUUAAGUACUCAACUUUUUAUAACAACUUUGGUUGGUGCUCUGUUUAUGUAUAAUGAUAACAUUAAGCAGUUUGUGCAACAGAGUCCUAAUUUGCUACUGUUUGGUUUGAUUGCUUCUAUUGGCUUAAUAAUUGCUCUUGGAAUAAAAAGAAAAGAUUCCCCAACUAAUUUUUAUCUGCUCGCUGCUUUUACCUUAAUUGAAGCAUACACUGUUGGAACCAUUGUGACGUUUUAUGAUCAGUUUAUUGUAUUGGAGGCUUUUGGCUUGACCAUGGCUGUUGUGGUUGCACUGACAAUAUAUACAUUUCAAUCAAAAAAAGAUUUUAGCGCAUGGGGUGCUGGAUUAUUUGCAAUGCUUUGGAUAAUUGUUUUAGCUGGUUUUUUGCAGAUUUUCAUACGUAACGAGAUGUUUGAAUUGAUUCUUGCUGUGGCUGGUGCAAUUCUCUUUGCUGGGUUUAUUGUUUUUGAUACACAUAUGAUGAUUCAUAAGUUAUCACCAGAAGAGUAUAUUCUUGCUGCAAUUAAUUUGUAUCUGGAUAUUAUUAACUUAUUCCUUGAAAUUCUAAAAAUUCUUAAUGCAGCAAAAAGAAACUAACUAUGUAUUUAUUCUGUGGGAUUUUGAAACAUUUUUGUGAAAAUUAUGUUUUAUGAAUAUAAGAAGUUCAAAACAAAAUAUAUUUAAAA